This is a messenger RNA of Nicotiana attenuata, 1290 nucleotides long. Its product is annotated as 14-3-3 protein 9-like. Gene Ontology annotation, biological process: signal transduction. The coding region runs from base 159 to 935 and encodes 258 amino acids. The record is from RefSeq and is a predicted model, not a curated record. Gene Ontology annotation, cellular component: cytoplasm. NCBI's taxonomy places the organism in Eukaryota, Viridiplantae, Streptophyta, Magnoliopsida, Solanales, Solanaceae. The transcript has 7 exons.
AGCCCUCCCUUUGAUAUUUUCACUCUCUGUCUGACUGCUGAAAAAUCGUUGUCCACUAAGAACAUUUGUCAGUGCCACAGAACCAAAAAAGAAAAAGGGUGAAAAGUUCUUCCCUUUUUCAACACACAGAAGAAAAUCGUCAGAGAGAGAGAUCGGAAAUGGGUGAACGUGAGAAUUUCGUAUACAUCGCUAAGCUUGCUGAGCAAGCUGAACGCUACGAUGAGAUGGUCGAUGCAAUGAAGAAUGUUGCAAAUAUGGAUGUUGAAUUGACGGUGGAGGAGAGGAAUUUGUUUUCUGUUGGUUAUAAGAAUGUGGUAGGGGCUAGGAGAGCAUCGUGGAGGAUCUUGUCUUCCAUCGAGCAGAAGGAAGAGUCUAGAGGAAAUGAGCAGAAUGUGAAGCGGAUCAAGGAGUACCAGCAAAAAGUGGAGUCAGAGCUCACCGACAUUUGCAAUAAUAUCAUGACCGUGAUUGAUGAGCAUCUAAUUCCAUCAUGUACUUCAGGAGAAUCAACUGUGUUUUACUACAAAAUGAAAGGGGAUUAUUAUCGAUACCUUGCAGAGUUCAAAACUGGGAAUGACAAGAAAGAGGUUUCUGAUCUGUCUUUAAAAGCAUAUCAGACAGCUACAACUACUGCGGAGGCUGAAUUAUCAACUACUCAUCCCAUUCGGCUGGGUUUGGCUUUAAAUUUCUCUGUUUUCUACUAUGAGAUAAUGAACUCCCCUGAAAGGGCAUGCCACCUGGCUAAGCAGGCUUUUGAUGAAGCAAUAGCGGAGCUGGAUGCCCUUAAUGAGGACUCCUACAAAGAUAGCACCUUGAUUAUGCAGCUUUUGAGGGACAAUCUCACCUUGUGGACUUCUGACAUUCCAGAGGAUGCAGAAGAUGCCCAAAGGGGAGAUGCUGCAAACAAAGCGAGUGGAGUUGAGGAUGCGGAGUGAUGGGCAAACAAGUAGAACCUACCAUCUGUGUGUUGCAGAGGGGAGGAUGAUGGUUCAUCCAGGCGAUUGUUUGUUUAGUCCUAAUAGAUACUUUGUUUCGCCUACGGGUGCAUCUUGCUGGAGAUUGUUUUCACAUUAGUCGGAUGUCAUAUUUACAGUGAAUUGUUUGAGUCAUUAUAAAUGAUUGGUUUGGUCUCUAGCUGGUUUUAUUUUUCAGAUGACAGCCGCAGCUGAAUGGAGGAUAUCAGCUGUGUUUGUCUCUUAAAACUUUAUGAUCCAUCCUGAGUUUUGGUAGUUCGUACCUCUCACAUUUAGUUUUAAAGAUAUAAGCCAUUGGGGUGGAGAUAAUUGAGAA